Molecule: messenger RNA, 1271 nt
Organism: Carassius carassius (crucian carp)
Lineage: Eukaryota; Metazoa; Chordata; Actinopteri; Cypriniformes; Cyprinidae
Product: homeobox protein vex1-like
Exons: 3
Coding region: 233-1105 (290 amino acids)
Biological process (GO): endocrine pancreas development; neuron projection morphogenesis; central nervous system development
Cellular component (GO): nucleus
Molecular function (GO): sequence-specific double-stranded DNA binding
Source: RefSeq, a predicted model, not a curated record
AUCCAGGGCGAAGUGAAUUGUAAAUGAACUGGAAUUAGCCCUAUAAAUACUUAAGCCCUACACUGGAGGUGUUGAUCAGUGAACUCAGAGCCACGCUUGACAGAACACAAACACACAUCUGACUCACUCAGUCACAGGACUUCUGCUGGAAACUCAUCUUUAGGAAGAAGAACUGCACAACUGACUUGUGUUAAACCGGAUCUCUGGAUUUGGACACAGUUGGUUCUCUAAGAUGAAGGGGCAUUUUUCCAUCGAGUGGCUUUCUCAAAGCAGCCAGACCUCUGCAUCCACGCUUCCCUCAAACUCUUGGGUCUCUCCCGGCCAGGACGUCCCGAACACCUCUGGCACUGCCUCUGAGAGCCUUCCUGGCUUCUACAGCAGAUGGAGACCGGAAAACAUGGAGAAUCAGGAGAAACGUAUGGAGCCAGCACAGUCCGGAAACAGUUUGUUGUGUACAUCUACGCAAGAGACUGAGUCAAAUGAGAAUAAUAUCGUCCAGCAAAACACUUACGCCUCAGAGCCAGGCUUCAGCAGCAGCACGGAGGAGGAGGAGACAUCAGGGUACGAGAGCGAGGGCGGCCCCUCUCUCUCACCUGGGGCCCCUAAAGCACCGGCCCCAUCAGUGUCUCCCUCUAGUGGCCGCAGACCCCGAACCGCCUUCACCGCGGAGCAGAUCAACAGUCUGGAGAAAGCCUUUAAGAGGAACGCUUAUCUGGGAGCCCAGGACAAAGCUGAGCUCUGCAAAAGACUAAUUCUGUCUGACAAACAGAUCAGAAACUGGUUCCAGAACCGACGCAUGAAGCUGAAACGGACCGUUCAGGACAGUCUGGCUCACGCCUGCCAGGUCAAGGUGGCAUCACAUAUGAUGCAUUACUCCGAUCUGCACAGUUUCCGUGCUGCUCCGUAUCCCAGCUACUACCCGGCGGUUCAGGAGAGCCCAUCUUACGGCCUGGGAUUCCACUACAGCCCUGCUGCUUCCGGGGGCUUGCCGACCCUUCCUGUGGAGGCCCUGUAUCGGUACAGCACCCUUCCUGUCCAUCCCAGCAACCCGUCCAUGAUGAGUCCAUACCAGCCCUGUCACUCACAGUACUACAACACUCAGUGACACGAGACGAGAAUUGCAUUUGUGAAUACAGGGUGAAGUGCAAUAAAAAUUUGUCAUAUAUAUAUAUUUUUUUCGUUUUAUUUAAAUAUGAUUGAAAAGUUAUAUUUCGUUCAUGUCUAUGUGUACAAAAGGAGUGUAUAAAUAAAUCAUUUUCUAUUUGACUACA